Aspergillus chevalieri is the source of this 534-nucleotide messenger RNA. RefSeq lists its product as uncharacterized. The coding region runs from base 1 to 534 and encodes 177 amino acids. The transcript is spliced from 2 exons. Lineage: Eukaryota; Fungi; Ascomycota; Eurotiomycetes; Eurotiales; Aspergillaceae. The record is from RefSeq and is a predicted model, not a curated record.
AUGUCUCUUUCUCUCUCUCCAGCCAUCCAUAUGCCCUCUACCCCUCCACAAACCUGUGCGAGAUGCCGCAAACCCAAGCCCGCAGAAGCCUUCAAAAGCCUGAACUCAACCAAAGCUCCGCUGCUCAAGACUUGUCUUCCCUGUCGAAUGUAUUUCCGGAAACAUUAUUCUUCCAAAACUGGCCUACCUCGUUCUCCCCGGCAAAGUGUCCAUCCCCAGGAAGACCAGGAAAAACGACAGCGCCAUGGCACCGAUGAUUCGGCCCUCGGACCUCGCCCCUCCCCAUCUGGUCCGUUUGAUUGGGGAAAGAAUGAUUCUGAGAAUCAGUAUCUCGUUUCCCAAUCCCAAGUGCAACCAGGCCCAGAGCGUAACUCUGAUUCGUCUCGCGCGGCGCAAUCAGAGCAAGCCAAUUCCAUUGUCAACCAAGUUGGAGAUCCAUCUUUGUCUCUUUUUCAUCUUCCCCAGAUUGACCCUGACCGCUCGUGCCCUAUUGACGGCUGUACAUCUUGUUUCAUAUACUCCAUACGCGUAUAA